AUGACCUCCCUGCUCCCUGUGGGGAACGUCCUGUGGUUCAGGGGGACAGGGCCAGGCCGGGAGUUAAUCUACAAUUUCAAAGGAGGCCACUACCCCCGAGUAACAAAUGUUGGAGACACCACAAAGAGAAACACCACGGACUAUUCCAUCCGCAUCAGUAACAUCACCCCAGCAGACACUGGUAUCUACUACUGUGUGAAGUUCCAGAAAGGGAGCCCUGAUGAUGUGGAGUUUAAGUCUGGACCAGGCACCCAGCUCACCGUGAGUGUCACCCUGCAGGGGGACCCUCCUCUUCGUGGGACGGCCAACUUGUCUGAGACCCUCCGAGUUCCGCCCACCUUGGAGGUUUCCCAGCACCCCACGGCAGGGAACCUGGUGAACGUCACCUGCCAGGUGAACAAGUUCUACCCCCGACACCUAAAGCUGACCUGGUUGGAGAAUGGAGACGUGUCCCGAACAGAAAUGGCCUCAACACUCAUAGAGAACAAGGAUGGCACCUUUAACUGGACGAGCUGGCUCCUGGUGAACUCAUCUGCCCACAGGGAGGAUGUGGUCCUCACCUGCCAGGCGGAGCAUGACAGGCAGCCGGCGGUCACCAAACACCAGACCCUGGAGGUCUCUGCCCACCAGAAGGAGCAGGACACAGGUGGAACCCCUGCAGAUGCCUGCACCUGCUAACUACUCUGUGAAAUUCUCAGAAGGGAGCCCUGAGGACAUGGGGUUUGA
Molecule: messenger RNA, 726 nt
Organism: Ceratotherium simum simum (southern white rhinoceros)
Lineage: Eukaryota; Metazoa; Chordata; Mammalia; Perissodactyla; Rhinocerotidae
Source: RefSeq, a predicted model, not a curated record